This is a messenger RNA of Akanthomyces muscarius, 7653 nucleotides long. RefSeq lists its product as uncharacterized. Gene Ontology annotation, biological process: cell morphogenesis. The transcript is spliced from 2 exons. Lineage: Eukaryota; Fungi; Ascomycota; Sordariomycetes; Hypocreales; Cordycipitaceae. Gene Ontology annotation, cellular component: site of polarized growth; cell cortex. The record is from RefSeq and is a predicted model, not a curated record. The coding region runs from base 1 to 7653 and encodes 2550 amino acids.
AUGGCUCCGUCGCAACCGCCCCCCGAUUCUGCGCAGGAGCCGCCACCGCAACCCAAGUAUCCCACCAUCUCGCGAUCGGCCUCGCGCCUCGACGAAGAUGACCGUUCCUGGGAGCACACUAUCCGUCUAGUGUCGCCCGAGCCCGUGCUGUCCCCGCCGACCGUCGCCCACUCGCGAGAGUCCUCCGCAGAAAAGGUACCGCGCCUCCAGGCCUCGCUGACCUCGCCGCGAUCCGCCACCAGUGCCGCCGCCCGACAAAAUAUCGACGCCACGCGCGUUGCUGCCUACGGACACCACCGGCAGACUUCCAUCGUGCAUGGCAUACAGCACUCUAGAAAUGGGAGCAUCGCCAGCUCUGCCUCCAGCCCCUUGAGCCCCCAGAUGAUAGCCGCCGCUGGCGUCGGGCUCGACAUGGACUCGGUCAGCGCUAGGAUGGAUGCCAUCGUCACGACAAAUUCUUCUGCCGCGGCAGGCACUGUAUCUCCAACUGCGAUGGAAAAGUCAGCCUCGACGACCGACGUGCCCGCGUUUGGCUCGACCCAGCGCAAAGUCGACCAGAUGCACAGCAAAUCACGCCGCGACCACCCGAACCACCACUCGCAUUCCUCUCGACAUCGUGACGACCAAAAAACAGUGGGAGAAUAUGCCCUUCACGUCCUCUUCACAUCCUUCAUUGCGCAAGCUGAAGAAAAACUCAACGAAUGCAUUACCGUCCCCUUCGACCCCGAACCGAAUGUUGAUCAAAUAUGCGGUCCAGGCGUUGACCCCGCCUUUGACCAGCUUAUUGUCGCUCUAGGUCACAUUGCGAGCCCCAAACCGAAGGCCUUGAUAGAUUCCAUGAUGCUUUGGCGCAAAAGCAAGAGCGACGCCGCCAACGAUGCCCGCAGCAAGCUUCAGCAGCUACGCAACAACACACCCGGUACACCGUUGAUGCGAAGAAACACGGAGCCCACAGGCAUAAGCCCGGCCGAUAAUGCGUUUCCGACGGGCGUAUCUUUGGGCGCGACGCAAGAGGAUGUUGCCAAACAGGAACGCCGCUCUACAGUCUCCAUCUAUAUUCUCUGUCGCGUGCUUGUCGAGGUCAUCUGCCAAAGCAGUCUUGCAUCAAUCACGCCAGAAAUGGAGGACAAACUGGAGAGUAUCAUAUUUGGACAGCUCAAACAGGCCGACCCCGAACAGCUGGCUAUCUCGCCGCUUAAAAUGGCCAACUGGAACCUUUUCGCCCAACUCCUUGGAUACAUGAGUGAAAUUAAUUUUGCAGGAAUCACUCGCCGAUUCAUCGAAGACUUGAGUGCUUGUCUCCAUGAACGAGUUGUCAAGAGUCCCACAUCAGCUUCGGGCCGGGAAGUAGACGGCAAGAUCGAUCUCGUCCUGAAUGGUAUGAAACACCUGCGCGUCAAGGUGUCACCGGAAGAGUCGUGGGAGCAGUCCUGCGAUUUUCUCAUUAAACUGGGUCGUCUGUUCAGCAAAUCCCAUGGCCAGAGAGUUAAGUCCGCCUUUUGCCAGGUGCUCGAUACGCUUCUGCGACCCAUUGCGGCCAAAGCUCUCAACAGUCAUCUGAUGCAUCCCAAAUGGGCCGAUGUGCUUUCUGCCAUCGGACCGCGCCUCGCACAAAUGUAUACAAAGCCGAGGCACUGGGCUGUGUCAUUUCCUCUCACAGCUACUCUGCUUUGUGUCUCGCCACCAGAGAACUUUACAUCGCAGUGGUUGCAGCUGAUCAUGCCGCUGCAAACCAAGAUCAAGGAUAGAUUUACAAAGCCUCUUUGCCUGCAGGUCAUCUCCCGGCUUGUCUGGACAUAUUUAUAUCGCACAAACGACAGCAUUCCAAGCGCCUGCAGGAAGCUAGAAGAUGUCAUCCGACUUGUCAUGCCUUCCUCGAAGCGCAGUCUCAUCGCUGCAGAUGCUGCCGUCACUGAGCCUCUGAUCCAGCUGAUUCGCAUCAUUGGAUUCAAACACCCAGAGUUUUGCUUCCGAACCAUCAUCUUCCCUCUGAUUAAUGCCGACCAUUUCAUGCUUACCAAAGACCCCAAGGUGGACCAGCUUGACCCCGACAGAAUCGUGAUCGGAAUUCGCGCAUUUCUCAGCAUCAUGUCAGACCUCGAAAGAGGCGAACAAGGCCGCCCCCCCUUUCCGCAAACAUUCGAAGCCACAUCAAACCUUGAGAGAGUUUCUACGUCCCCUGUGAUCUCUGCGAGAUCGAGGUCACCUUCAAGUCCGACAGCCUCGUCUAAGAAAGAGACAAUCUCGAGACCAGUGCUCACCUCUGUUCUUACAGAUGGGGUGCGCGAAUACUACCUCAAGUUUUGCGAAGUCUUGGGCAAAAUCACAAUUGUAUGUGAUAAUACCUUUGGUGGACAGGCGACCCUGGAUGAAAAGUUCAACAGUCCAGGGCCCAAGACGCCAAUCUCCGAGUCCUUUACAUUCUCCCGCAGAGACGACGGCCAAACUGCCCAGGAUCAACGGCACGCAUUCUAUGAACUACUUCUUAUUUCUGUGCAGGCGCUGCCCAGGUGCCUCCCCACCGAUGUGCCCUUCAAUACCCUGAUCAAUCUACUGUGCACUGGCACUGCUCAUGUUCAAUUCCAUAUUGCGGAUUCAUCCGCCGCUUCGCUCAAGGCAAUUGCCAAGCAUGCUCACGCCCAGCAAGUCACCAUGGGCUUUGCACGGUACAUCUUUAAUUUUGAAGACCGUUAUUCGACCAUGUCUGAUGGUGGGAUGCUUGGGCCGGGACACAUUGAGAAUACGCUGCGCCUCUAUGUAGAGCUGUUGCAGAUCUGGAUUGAAGAAAUCCGUCAGAAGAAGCGAGAUGCAGCUUCAGUUCAGGGCGAUGGCAGAGGAGCCGACCAAAGAGCGCUUAAGCUGGAUCUGUCUCAGGUUUGGGGUGAAGUUGACCAAGCCGAAGCACAUGGUCUUUUCUUCCUCUGCUCUCAAUCUCGACGCGUGCGCCACUUUGCCAUUACCGUGCUGCGUCUAAUCACCGAAUUCGACAAGGCCCUCGGGAAAGACGCUUCUACUGAGAAGGAUACGCUCAGGCUCAUUGACAUCCUUGAAAACGAUUCCAUCCAAGUGAUGAAUUUCAACGAGGAAAGCCUCUCUGUUGCGGAGCGAAGUCGCCUGCAGCGGGGCCUGAAGAACAUCAACAGCAAAGGCGCCGUUGUUGAGCUAUGUACCAGCGAUGUUACGUAUGAUGCAACGCUGUGGUUCAAAAUCGUACCGAAUCUGAUACGCAUCUUCUUUGAGAGAUGCCCAUUUGCAGUCACAAUCUGCCGCGACUUAAUUUGCAAUCGCAUAAUUCAGCUAUACAAGUCGAUUGUUUGUAUAUCAGAGCCUUCACGUGGCCUUUUGUACGGCGGAGAGUCUGGGAAUCAGCGAAUGGGCAACAGAUCUGCGGCCGCGCACCCAGAGGUUAUGAUUGAGCAGUGGAAGCUGUACCUGAUAUUUGCAUGCACAACUAUGGCCGAUCCGGGAGCGCUACCAGCACCAACCAACCCGAAAGACCUGCAACAUACUCGGAAAGGCUCCCGGCAUGCGUCCACCGACAAGAUCAUGACGGCCAGAACUUUGUUCAAAUACCUAAUACCUAUGCUUUCAGCCCACUCCGCGUCCAGCCGCGACGCUACUGUCGUCGCGAUGGGCUCAAUCAAUAUCCAUAUUUACAGAUCUUUGCUGGAGGAAUUGCAAGGCCAGGUUGCUCGAUGCAACGACGAGGCUAGAGCCAGAAUUCACCAGCGCACAAACAGCAGCCCCCGUCGAAACAGAAAGAUGGAUCUGCUGCGAACGGAAAUCACGCACGUACUCAAAUUGACAUCGCACCACCUUCGGGAUGAGCGUGUACAUGGCAACGACUUUUUCUUGACAACAUUGACAUCAUAUGCCAAAGAUUUGAAGCUGUUCCUCAUGGACGGUGAAGUGCAGAUGGACUGGGAGUUUCAAAAGCUGCGACAGCACUACUGCGGUCUGAUGGAGACCUUGUUUGAGGGCAUCAACCGAACCCAAGACCCUUCACGGUGGAUGACCUUUGAGUCACGCAAGUCUGCCUUCUCCUUGAUGGAAGACUGGUGCGGCUUUUCCCCGAACCAAAACCAAAUUCGUGCUAGGGAAGAUACGAUGAGGCAGUCUGUCAUUGACCAGCAGUCGAUGGGAGAGCGAGGUACCGUGACGGCAGCCAUGGAGAUUGAGAAACGAAAUCUGCGCAACGCUGCUCUGAGCGCAAUGGCAGCACUCUGUGCAGGCCCCGUUACGUUUACCACCGAGAGUGGCGUUACGCUGCAGUUUGACGUACGCCGCAUGCUGGCAUGGGUUGAAGCCAUCUUUAAUUCUGGAAGUGACCGUAUGAAUGUCACUGGCCGACUGGCGCUGAAAAACCUUGUCAUCCACAACAAAGACUACCCGUAUCUCCUUGAUCACUGCAUCGCACGCUGCUAUCUCGCAGAGGCCCCCAAAGUGCUCGAGAGCUAUUUCAUGGUCUGCAUGGACGUUCUUCAAGAAUGCCCCGACUAUCCUUGCCCGUUCUGGAAAAUGCUUGGCCUCUGUCUCUUCACUCUCGGAAAUGACCAGAGCGAGAUUCGGUCAAAGUCUGCUGCAGCUCUGCGAUCCCUCGAGCUUAGGCAGCAACGCAACUCCAAGAUUCGCGACUUUGACAUCAGUAUUGCCGACAAGACGCAGGCGGUGUACAAGCUGGCCCAGUUUGAGAUAUCAAAGCGACUCGCAAACUCGUACACUGAAUUGGCCUUUCACAUUGUCUCAGAGUUUACUCUCUAUUUCAAAGACCUCCAGCCGCAUGCACAGCGAAAUGUUGUUGCAGUCAUCCUGCCGUGGAUUCAGGCGAUUGAACUGAAACUGGAUCCGAACGGCGGACCCACAGCUCAAUCAUACGUCCUGCUCGCUAACCUGCUCGAAAUCACGAUCAAGUCGAGCGUUGCCCUGCAUAACGAGGUACAAGCGCUAUGGCAGGCCUUGGCGACAGGUCCGCACCCUGGAAAUGUGCGGCUGGUUUUGGACUUUAUCAUGCAACUCUGCCUUGAACGGCGGGAACAAAACUUUGUCGAAUACGCGAAGCAGAUUGUCGUUUUUCUGUCAACCACAAGCGGCACGCCUGGUAUCAAAGUGGUUGAGUUUCUGCUGCUGCAAAUCACGCCUAAGGCCAUGGUACCCAACGAGAAGCGGGACUCGAUGCCUCCUCCGCCGGACGUUAGCGCCCUGCCGUACUGCGCUGAUCUUAAUGAAGCUCUGCCUGUUGGAACGAAGCAAGCAGGGUUUUCUCUCGGACAACUUUCCUUGAUACUCCUUGUCGAUUUGAUGGUUGCACCAGUGAACCUGAUCCCCGAGAAUAUUCCUUCUCUGCUGCACGUGGUUACGGUUCUGUGGGAUCAUUAUACCCCGCUCGUGCAAGAACAGGCUCGUGAAAUGCUGGUGCACUUGAUACACGAGCUCGUCCUCUCUCGCAUGGACGAAAACCCCCACGAUACGAGAAAGCAGACCAUCGAGGAACUCAUAGACCUAGUUCGUGGCCAUGAUCGAGCAGUCGUCUGGAGCUAUGAAGACAGCAAUGGCAAGGUUGACGAGCAAGACAACAAGGUACCUCCCAGCAUGGAAUACCUUACUGCCGAAGUGCUGCAAACGUUUGAACCUGCGUAUCCCGGUAUCAAAGAGCAAUGGGGAAGGCUUUCCCUUACUUGGGCCACCUCGUGUCCUGUCAGACAUUUGGCCUGUCGCUCGUUCCAAAUCUUUCGCUGCGUCUUGACAUCCUUGGAUCAGUACAUGCUUGGCGAUAUGUUGGCACGGCUGUCGAAUACAAUUGCCGAUGAAGACCCAGAGAUCCAGUCAUUCUCUAUGGAAAUUUUGACAACUUUGAAGACACUGAUUGUCAAGCUCGAAUCCGACAAGCUACUCACGUUUCCUCAGCUCUUCUGGACCACGUGCGCAUGUCUGGAAUCCAUCAACGAACGAGAGUUUAGAGAAGCCGUGGACAUGCUCAGCGAGCUUGUAGGCAAAGUGGACUUGCGAUCCGCUAGCGUUCGACGCCUGAUUGCAGAUGGGCAGCCACCUCGCUGGGAUGGGACUUAUGAUGGUCUGCAGCCGCUGCUUCACAAAGGCCUCCGCUCAGCCGUCUGCUGGCAGCCGACAUUGGAUAUCAUGGAGCAGCUCGUGAAGCUCCCCAAUGAUCCUCUCAUUGGCGAUGAUCAACGUCUCUUCUUCACGCUGCUAGCCAACUUUCCAAGAUUUCUCAACGAUCUGGAUCAGCGCAGCCUGCCAGCAGAUGAUGUCCUGCAGUCUGCACAUGUUUUGCUCGCCGAGGCAGACCGACAAGGCCUUGAAGGUAUUGCGUUGACGCUCGAUGACUACGUCAAUGGCAACAUCCACAGUGGUGGCGAUCUACUGACAAUAUUAUUUGGAGCGCUGAAGGAAUACUAUCUUCCACAGCUUGACUUCAAGAUGAUCACCUUUUUGCUUGGUCUGCUCACAAACUCCAUCACCUGGGUCAAAGUUCACACGAUGCGCAUCCUGUGUGUCGCAAUCCCCGAAGUGGAUAUGCGCAACCCUGAGCUUGCGGGGCACGGCUCUGAUCUGAUUUCGCCAUUACUUCGCCUGCUCCAGACCGACUUGUGUAUGAAUGCUCUUGAGGUUCUUGACAACAUCAUGACAGUCUCGGGCAGCCACAUGGACAAACACCACUUGCGCAUGAGCAUGACGCGCGCCACUUCCAAGAUCAUCCGAAAAGAAUAUGAGCGCACGCAGAGUCUGUUUGGUAUCCCCGAAGCUUCCGGUUGGGCGAUUCCCGUGCCAGCCAAGAAAACAGAGGCGACUCGGGCAAACAUCCAUGCUGCAUUCUACAUGUGCCAAAGCGCAGAGGGAUCGUCGACUGAAGCCACCCCGACGGCGGAGGUUGAAUUCCACAACGACGACUUUGCAUAUGGAUACUUUAACUCACAUGAGCGUUCGGCGACUAUGCUCUCUGAUGAUGGCCGCGCCGAUACGCUUGUAGGGGACCUUGUAACCAAGCUGGAUAGUUUGGAUGACUUUUUCGACGAGCCGUCAAGCCCUCACACCGAUGACGACGGCCGGUCAUCGAGGACGGUCACAGAGUACGAUCCGGAUGCAUUCGAUUCGGAGACGCAGCUUUACGACGAACAGAUUUUGCCAAUCCUCCAUCAAGCAUCUAGCAACACUUCGUUCCAGAAUGGCUUCGCCGACAGACCACCCGCAAUGUCUCGAGAAGCGAGCGCCAAUGCCAUGAACCCUGGCGCCUUUAACAUUGUGACGUCGCCUCGACCAGCGCUGCACUCGCGUUCCAUCACGUCCCCAUCUGCCCCAGCGUCAUACUAUCCGCAUAUGGCGGGCGACAUGACGUCUGACGAGGAGUACUUGUCGGGCGGCUUCUCGGACGCCGACGACGAGCGGCCCAGCGCAGCCACCAACAUUGGCAGCGUCUUCUCCCUCGAGCACAUGGUGACACGACCGCCCAAGCCCGAGGUCAUCACCACGGCGGCGACGCCGACGGGGGCCACAAAGUCGUCGUCGAACUUGCGGAGACUGACGAGCCGGUCUCGCGACGAGCACCGCGGGCGUGAAAAGACACCACCGCAGCCCACACCCAAAAUGCCCACACCGAACCCCAAUAUGUUUGCAGGCGGGCAACAAGAUGUGCUGUAG